This is a messenger RNA of Bathycoccus prasinos, 7428 nucleotides long. RefSeq lists its product with no specific name. Gene Ontology annotation, molecular function: guanyl-nucleotide exchange factor activity. Bases 1 to 7428 code for a protein of 2475 amino acids. The transcript has a single exon. Gene Ontology annotation, biological process: positive regulation of GTPase activity; small GTPase-mediated signal transduction. The record is from RefSeq and is a predicted model, not a curated record. Lineage: Eukaryota; Viridiplantae; Chlorophyta; Mamiellophyceae; Mamiellales; Bathycoccaceae.
AUGAAUAAAAAAUUUAAAAGAAGAAGAAUUUCUCUUCGUCACACACACUUUUCUUCAUUUCAUCAGAGAAGAGGAGAAGAAGAAGAGAUGGUGUGGCGCGCUAUUCAGCGCGGCAACGCAUCGGAUGGCCCGCCGAAUUCAGUCACCCAGAGCGAUAUCGACGCGCCGCACGUGGAAGCGAUUACCAGUCAACGCUACGAGCGAUGGAUUAUCGACGAUAAACCAAACGACGGGUGGAGUUUAAACACUCCGGCACCGUUGCUGGAGAUACAAUCGUUUGAAGAAGAUUUAGACGAACUCUCUUCAAACAACAACAUGAAUAACAACAACAACGCUGGUGGUCGAGAUGAAAGUGGUAUUAAUAGUGUUGCGCAUUCGAGGACUGGGUCCGUGUUGUCCUCCUUAAACAACAACAGUAACAACGGUGGAGAAAGAGAAUACGCGAGGAGUGAAAUUUCGAAUCUCAGUCGAAGCACUCUCGAAGAGACCAGCGCUAUCGAAAACGGUACGAGUAUUCCCACGAACAACAUUAACAACAACAAUCGAAAUCAAAAUCAAAAUCAAAAUCAACAGAGAAGAGCGCCGGCAUCUGUGGUCGAUGGUCUUCCGUUUAUGACGUUAUACGACCCUUUGAUACGAGACAAAAUACCCUUCCCGGGCGCGCACGCCGUCACGGCGGCGCCAAAGACGGCGUUGCCGCGUUCGCCUUCAGAAGCGCCGCACGUGAGCCAAAACCAAAGGGCGAGAGAGAUGAACAGUUUGCGGUUUUUGUUUCGGUUACAAAGCAUCGAUUUCGAGGUUGGAAACUACGAGACGAUUGAAUGCGUCGCUUUCUUGAUUGAUUUACAGCAGAAGAAGAGAUUGUCGGAGGCUUUUUAUUUCAGUUGGUCGCCGGGCGACGAGAGGGACGGGAAUCCGGAGAAGCCAUCGGCGGUGUUUGCGAUUCCUCAUCACAGAUGCGCGGCAUCGGUGAGGUUGUUCGUGCAGAUUGCACACGUGACGCCAGAAUUCGGUGGUUUGGAUCCGAAAGUGUACACCAUGCGGGACGACAAGAAAGCGAAAUCGUACGCGGAAAGAGAGAUUUUAAGAGUGAAGCAAUUGAAGUACGGAAACACGGGAGGAGGAGGAGGAGGGAUGCAAACACAACAACAGGCGGCAAAUGGGAAGAUAUUUUCUAUAGAUGACGAUGAAGAUAGCAACAGUAACAAUAAAGUAGGAGCUUCAGAUGAUGAGGAUUCUGGAGACGACGGAUCGGAAUUGGACGAUUCGAAUUCGGUUUCGAAAAAGAUGCAAAAUUUCCGAAACGUCGUUCGAAAGACGGCGUAUUCAUCAACGACGACGAGUCAAAACGAUGAUUCGAGCGUCAAGAACAAUAAUUUAGGAAUGGACAGAAGAGGAGGAGAAAAUAGGAACGACGACGACAACAACAACAACAGAUUUUCAUCAACUUUUGACGAAGCGUCGAAACCGCGUUCGUUAAUCGGAUGGAUCACCAUGUCCAUUUUUGAAAACGCCACGGAUGCAAACGGUCGACCUUCUUUUAGAGUUCGCGAUACCGCAGAGUGUUCGCAGUUGUAUCGGGUGAAAGAAGCGUACACGGAAAGUGCCAUCAUCGAUGCCGCGGCUUCAGCCGGUGUCAGCCAUCCGUUGAAAUCGCACAAACCGAUUCGGUGCAAAAUUUUUGCGGAAGUUUUGCGAUUACGCUCGAUAGCACCACAAAAGCAGAAGCAACAAGACAAACAAGAGCAGCAACAACAAGAUACGAGUGCAACGAUGCUUCCAGAGCCUAGAUUACCUCCGUACGUCGUUCACAUUAAGGACUUGUCGGAAACGAGCUCUCUGAAAUCCAACUGGGAAAGCGCUUGGGGCAACACGCUUGAUUGCGGCUUGCGAAGAGAGGUUUUCAUCGACAUCCGGAACAUCGACUUGUGCAAAAGAAAAGAUUUGCGCGUGAAGAUGGAACUGCGCGACGAUGAUUUGAACAUCAACGCAAAGGGAUUGCCGGCGACCUUUCCUUCACCGGAUGGGAGGAACAAAGUGAGCGAAUUUUGGACGCCACUCUCAGUCGGGAAAACCAAAGGUGGCGUUUUUUGUUCCGAAGCUCGCGCGACGCUACCGGCGAGGCUAAAACCGUCGCAUCAUUUGAUUUUAUCCGUGUAUGGAACGGAUCAAAACGCUAAAAACCUCUUCUUAGGUUCAGUACAAAGUGAAGAAGAAUUGAUUGGACAUUCGGUGAUACCUUUGUGCGUGGCGCCAGAAACGCUCGCGCCGAAUAUCGCGAGUGCCAAUAAUCCGAACGGCGUUGAAUUAGGUUUAGUCGCGGUGAAAGAGCUUUUGCCAAAGUAUCUGCAAGCGAACGUAAGAGCGCAUAUGCCGUAUUGGAACGAGAGAGUGCCGUGCGUGCACGUGAAAAUGCGACUCGCGGACACGUUGCACACCGCGGAUGGGAGAAUAGGUAAUUUCUAUGCGGCUACUGCGGCGUGGGCAGAAGGUGCAUCCGGACGAGAAGCCGUCGAUAGACUCUUAUCCGCCACGAGAAACUUACCUUUAGCUGAAGGAGCCGCGUUGUUGGCGCAUUUGCCUGCGAUAUUUAAAAUGUUAUUGAGGUUAACCAGGUUGGAAGGCGCGCUCGACGAUGUUUCGCACAGUAAUAAUUACAAUAACCAAAGUGCGAUUGAUGAAAGCUACGGCGCAAAAAAUGAUAGCAACUUGAACGGGAUAGAUGCGUGGAAUAAUUUAGCCUCCGACGAUAAAAAAGUUCCUGAAUUCGCACACGUAGUCGGCGAUUCGCGUUCAGAACUCUCCGGAAGCGAAUUCCGAGAUUCCGCGUUUGGCGGAAACUCUUGGUCGACGCGCUCAAAAUCUUACGUUUUAAUAGAAGAAGAGGAUGAUUUGAACAGAGACGUGGGCGACUUAGCAUUCAGAGCUUUGAUUCGUGUUGCCGCUAAAGUGCAGACGAUCGAGCCGGGAGAGGAUUUGGGUGGAGGUCUUGCGCCGCACUCGCCGCCUUUGGAAGCUUUCGUCACUUUAGCGUUCGGCACGGAAGCGUACAAAUCUGGGUACAUAGAUAAGCUCGAUCGAUCGUUGCCUAGAAGUAAAGCAAGCGUUACUCCGAUGCAUACGAUAUUAGCGCGAAGGUUUUCAGCCGUGUUGACAGACAGAACUGGUGCGAGCCCUUACGAAGAUGCGCUUUCAGUCUCUUGGUUUGCGCUGGGAUUGAUUUCAAGAGCGUAUGCAUUGGAUCGUGCUCAAAUCCCGCGAGAUGCCGUUUCAGUAGAUAAAGAUGCCACGCCUUUGAAAGGCGUAGCUGAAGCGCUUUCGUUGGAAGUCUCUGCUCGAGCGAGUCGGGCAAACAAGAACACAAAUCCAAGGGAGUUGAUGCGCGUUCGAACGCUCAAUGCCAACUUGGCGGCGCUCCUGAGUGAUAUUUUGGCUAUUCCAGGAAUAAAAUCGUCCAAGAACAACAAAACGUCUUCAUCUGAGAAAGCCACGGGCGAGAAGAUUGGCGACAGCGGCGAUCACUUUCGCCUGGGAAGUGGCUUGGCUGGACCACUCGGCCCGUUAUCGAUUGAGCUCGCCGCGGCGCACGCCCGAGCGCUCGCCGACGGGACAGCGGCGCACGCCGCGUUACUCAAAGAAUUUUCUGAAUUCUUAGCCGCAUCGCCGGCAUUAUUGGAUAUCAUCACCGCGGAUGUAACUCGUGCGUGGGAUCCAGCUAUCACAGCUCGUGAAGAGCGGGAGAUAAGGUGCGAUGGGAAUUACGAUGAUCGACCGCAGGAUGAUUUUUCGUCUUCAGGAAUUCAGCGAAGACCCCGCGUUAGCGUUAGCGAUGAUAUCGAUGAUAUCGAAGACGUGGGCUCUUUGGAUGAUAUUGUCGAUGGAGUUCGAAAAACGUCUCUGGAUAGCGAUGUGUCUUUACCUGCGAACGCAAACAUCGAUGUCAAAAAACACGAUGGCUCGAAAAGUAAAGCCAUUGCUUCUUCGUACGACGGCGUGCGAGAUGUUACGCUCGUGACACCAGGAGAGGCGUUCGUCUUUGCAUUGACGGCCAGCACGGGGAGAGGAUUGUCGCAAUCAAAAACUGAUGCCGCGCGCGCAGCGUGCGCAACCCGAACCGUCGCGUGCGUCACCGCGAGACACGGAUGGAAUGCUGGCUGGCAAAAGCCGGCGGCACGUCGAGCAAUAGCUGCAGCAUACGCGCCAAUGUUACGUUUAAUGAUUCGUGCAAGAGAUGUCAUCGCGAAUUUGCAGUCUUCGUUGGCAAAGAAGGAUGCAUUGGCUGUGUUUUUGGCUUUGGCGAGAGACUCAGACCCAGCAAAGCUGUGGGGAUGGUUGUCGCAAGAUCGUGAGCGAGUUCGUUCUUUCAUAUCGUUGUUGCGGGACGCAGCGGAAGCUUUUGAAGUAAAGCCUGACGAUGAAUUUAUGAGCGAAGAAAAUCCUGCGGUACUUUCCGGUAUAAGCCAAAGCGGUGUCUUAUCGUGGCUACCGCGUGGCCCAAGCACGAGGACAGAAGCGUGGUCACGAGAAGCUGCUGGGCACUUGUCCACAGCGGCGACGACCUCUAUUUUACGUUUGUUGAGAGAUGCAUGGAAACGCGUCGACCACGAAUCACAGUUUAAUAAAAGGACGCAAGAGAUGAAUUCCCCCGCACUUCAAGGCGCGAAGGAGGAAGACAUCUUUUCCGAGCCGUUAUCGAUGGCAUCCUCUCUGCUAGACAGCAAAAGUGAGCUGGCGCGUAAAGGAGUAAGCGGUGGCAUCGGAGCACACGGAGGAAGCGAAUUUAACGUUCUCGAAGCUAUCAUGGGUGUUUUAGCUGCUUUGCUUCGUCGUUCGCAAUCUACCACGGGUUGGGUUUUGCAAGCACCGCUUCUCAAUGCAGUUAUAAGGGAACGCAAAUACGUACUCUUCGAGCCUCUGUACCGCGCGCCGUGCGAAGACGUGGAUGGCGUUUUCCCUCCUCUCGAAGCUCCUUACCCGGGUGCAAAGCCGUUUGCAUUCCUCGAAUCCGCGUGUGUUGCUCUGUUGCGUUGCGCUGCGCGCCCUCAACCGGCGAGAUCGCUCGCUGUUGGUGGGCUUCGUGCCCUCUUGGAAUCUGCACUCGAUGUUGGAGGCGGCGUCGAGUGUUUGAGACCAACUUUGACGUACGCCUUAUUACAAGGUUUGCAGCCAUUUGGUCACAACGCUCGCGCAGGAGGCGUUUCGAGAGCUCUCAGAGCGCUUUCGGAGCCAGUUUCAUCGACCAACGGUUCGAGCCAAUCGCCGGCGAAUUGGAAAUCUGCAACAAACUCUCUUAUUCGCGCGAUUGCUUUUUCAGAAGCUCGCGUCAGAGAGGUGGCUUUAGCGACGACCGGUAGUCGAAAGACAUCGGAUGUAUGCCGCGCCGUUGAACUCGAAAGCGCUUUAGCGUUAGCUUUGGAAGCGUCAUCAUCUGCACAGAUAAAAGUUCUCUCCUCGUUGUGCAAACGUUUGGAAUCGGAGGAACAUUGGGUGGAAGCCGGCGAAGCCGCUUGCGCGGCUGCUGUCGUUUGCAUGCGCGCGCUGGCGUCCGUGGCACCGGAUACUUCUACGUGGACGGCGGAAGAUGCCAUCCAAUUACGAGAUGCCUUUUUUGGACUAGGUCCGCGAGGUGCACCCGAACCAACCAUCGCAGCGUUACGAGUUGGUGCCGAGGAAGUUGGUGAAAAGCGAGUGUUGGAACACCUCGCCGCGGCGGCGAAAUGUUUCACGAGAGGUGGUUUCGAUGAAGCCGCAAUCAGAGUUGUGAAGGCAAGUUUGAAAGCAUGGGAGAGGAGAAGAGAUUUCAAGGCUCUCGCUGCGGCGCAUCACACCUUAGCAGAUUUGCACUUGAGAUGUCCGAUGCCUUUGUUGGAUGAACGGACGCACUCGCGAAACGACGAGUUCUUCACAGACACACCGAAGCCGCCGAGGGAGCCGGCAACUUACUGGCGCGUGCGAGCGCUUGGUGAGGCUUGGGGAUCACUUACUGGAGCGCAAUGGCUUUAUCGCGAUGCGCGUGAUCGAACGUUAGCAGAUAUGUCGAACAGAGUUCGGAAAUGGUUACAGUCGUACGUUCCCGCUGGAAUAAAGGUGAGUCAAUUACCUACAGCCGGCGAUCCAACGCCAGGAUUUGGCAUAGCCGGCAUCCAAGUCACGGCCGUAUUACCCUUCGAUUUUGAAUCCGAAGUGAAAGCAUCAUCUUCGAGCGAUAAUCAAGACAUCAACGAAGCGUUUAAACGAGCGCUUCAGAAGCUCGACGAGGAGGAAUUCGACGAGCUUGAUCAGGAGGCUCGGCGCAUCAACGGAGGCGCCGUCGGAGGAUCCUGCUUCGAACGAGCACGAAUCUUCGCAUUCGAUACGCCUUUUAUGGUUGAAAACAAUGCACGUCGCGAAGGUAGCGAUGGCAACAACAACGGCGUCUAUAACGACUUGCGAUCGAGAGGUAGGCGUCGAUUGACUUUGGCCACGAAAAAGGCGUUUCCAAGCUUUUGCCCCCGGUCUGAAAUCGCCUUCACCAGAGUCGUCGAAAUGUCACCGUUGAGUUCAGCCGCGGAGAUGUUACGCGCGCAAGGACAAGCUUUAAUGAAGGCGGCGAGACAAAGAAAUGUGAAUCCGGAAAUGUUGCAAAGAUUGUUGCAAGGAUCGCUCGCGGCUGGCGUUAACGGAGGCGUUCCGGCGCUGGUGCGCGCGUUUUUCCCAUUCGCGUACGAGGGUACUAAUACCAACGUAGAUUCCGUGCCGCCGCACGUGGCAGACGCGAACGCACACGUCGUUGGCGGUUCUGCGGCGACUUCUCCGGAAGGUACGAUUAAAUCCGGCAAGGCUGGUUUUCAGAAGAAGAACUCUUCCGUUCUAGGGGAUUUGCUCGGAAGGCAUAAGCGAGGUAUUUCCAUGUCGGAUAAUUUUGAUGGCGUUCCGCUCGAAGGCCCGGAUGGAGAUAUGCACUCGAGAGACCAAUCUAGAGCAGAACAGGUCUUUCUGAGUCCGAGACAUUCGUUUUCUGUGGAUAUUUUAACUGCCACGCCCGAUCGCGCAAACGCAAAGCAAAACCCGCUCGAUUUGACGGCGCCUCUCGUCGAGCCAAUCUCGCCUUCGAUGUUGUCCGGCAACGUCGACGACCCGAGCACUCCUCGAAAUUCCACCAACAUGGAUUCCAAAGAUUCUAAGGACUUGGUAAACGCCUUGUGGGAGCUCCGAGACGCGUGCGCCGAAGCUGUAAAAGCGCACGAAAAGUUGGACGUCGUCAAUCCCCAGCUGCAAGGUUUGUUCGAAAACUCCUUAAGAACCUUAGGCAGCGACAUAUCGAGAGUCGCGCGAGUCCAGCACACGGCGAAGAUGAAUAGCAAUAACAACAACAACAACAACAACAACAACAAUAAUACUAGUAAUACCAAUAAUAAUAGCAAUAGCAAUACCGUUGGCGGUAAGUAG